AUGGACAGGAAACAUGGAAAAUACGUAGUAAAUGUUGAACAGUCUGAAAAUCAACCGUCAAUUAUGUGUCCAAAUGACCAAGAGGUUUAUAGCUCUGCAUGCUGGCGUCCACAUUCAAGUGACAUAACCUGUGAUAUCUCUCCCAACUCAACUGGUGUCUGUGUGGGCCCAGGAGUCGUUGGACAUUCAGGAUACCAACACACAGAAUCAGCCCAAACUCAGGUGAAAGAAAAUUGCUGCUGUAAUUGGACUCUGUGGAACAUAUUUUUGGCUUGUUUCUUAGCCUGUGUGAUAACAACAGCAAUUGGAGUACUCAUAAUCUGCCUGGUGAAUAACAGAGGAAAUGACAACUCUUCCAUUAUUAUCAAGCUGUCCCCAGACAAUGGAGAGCCUGUAACUACUAUUCAUGGAAAAACCUCUGCUGGUCCUCAACCUAUAGUGACCACCAUGUCAACUGAAUCUACAACUGUAGCCACUUCAACAGACUCUACAACCAUUUCAACAUCUACUGAAUCUACAGCCACAAUAGCCACAACCCCCACUUCAACUGCACCCACAACCUCCACACAUUUAA
Messenger RNA from Pipistrellus nathusii (Nathusius's pipistrelle), 574 nucleotides. NCBI's taxonomy places the organism in Eukaryota, Metazoa, Chordata, Mammalia, Chiroptera, Vespertilionidae. The record is from the annotation of a GenBank genome assembly.